CAAUCGCGGACGGAAGUUCAGAACAAAAACUUCAGAAAAGUCUGAUAAGGCUUUAUAACUCAGGGCUGUAGCAAUCAUAAGAAAUACGGCUGCACGAGACCGAACACUGUAAAAAUGAUCUGAGAAGUAUGAUUAGCCGGAUGAAAGGCGACAUCGCUCAAGUUGGACGGAAAGUUGAAAUGCCUGUCAGUCAUCACGCCCGCAGGCUCUGAUUGGCUGACACCAUGACGUCAGAAUUCAGCAUCGAUGAUGCGUUUGCCUUGGAGGGAGAGGACGAAGUCGAGCACAACAAGGAGAGAGAAGCAGGAGAUGGCGGCUCCAUGAGCUUUGGCCCCCUGUCCUUCUCCAAACCUCAGGGUCUCCCUGUUGCUGUGGCGGGCACCCCGGACCACAGCUCCCUGAAGUACCAGAACUUGGAGAACGAGGAUGCCCUGGGCAGUAACGGCAAUUCAUCUUUCAAUAACUUCUUCAAGAUCAGUGAUCCAGCCACACUGUCCUAUUGCAGCUCCCAGUGGUCCUUCAGCACCUUGAGUUCUGUCACCCAGCUCUCCGCCCACUGCUGCAGCUGGACCUCUCAUCCUCUUGUGAAGAAGAACAGGAGAGUGGUUCUGGCCUCCUUCCUACUGCUCAUCAUCGGAGUGGCCCUCAUUUUCACAGGCAUCGUCAUACAGCUGAAUCCACAUGCAGGUGUCUCCAGUGCCAUAUUUUUUGUGCCUGGCUUUCUGCUGUUUAUUCCAGGAGUGUACCACGUGAUCUACAUCACCUGUGCUCUGCGUGGACGCCGAGGCUUCAGAUUCUUCUAUCUGCCAUAUUUCGAGAAGUGAACUGUCCUCCUCACCUCUGAGGCAACAGCGAGAAGAUGAAUUUUGGGCUGUUUUUUUUUAAUUUGAUUUAGCCUUUGCUGCAUUUCCCAGCUUGUAAGUACUGACCACUACUAACUCCUGACCACUGAAACUGAUGAACUUCCAGACUUGACUAUGUAAAAAGAGGACUUUGUCUUGGUUUUGUUUCAUGUGAUUUAAUUAACUGUGACACUACAAUAAAUCUGUUUAUAUAUA
This is a messenger RNA of Brienomyrus brachyistius, 1058 nucleotides long. RefSeq names its product transmembrane protein 134 (gene tmem134). Lineage: Eukaryota; Metazoa; Chordata; Actinopteri; Osteoglossiformes; Mormyridae. The coding region runs from base 225 to 824 and encodes 199 amino acids. The record is from RefSeq and is a predicted model, not a curated record. The transcript is spliced from 8 exons.